AUCAAUCGUCAUCAAUCGUCAUCGUCGCUAUUGUAGAUUUGUCACCUGCGUGUAUAACCUAUACGUUGAAAUGUGACACCGUCUCCUAAUCACGGGCAGAAAUCCGCAGGAGCAGAAAAAGGAGAUAUUCUGCAGCAGUUUGCAUACAAUUUUGUGUUGUUGUUUUUGUACAGUAAUAUACUUCACGUGUUUAUGCAGGCACAACAUGAUCAUCAUCGCUUGGUCGAGUGAAUCGCGAAGCUAAGGCUAGCCAAGUUACGGUUCGGUGUAACAACAACCUAACCUAACAACUCGCUCUCCUCGCGUUGUCGUUGCGAUUCGCUGGGAAAUAUGUCAGGAAAGGGGAAGCAGAGCUCGAAGAAAACCAUGGUCAAGGUACGUGAGUCCGGGAAGACCGCGCAGUCCUCGCAGGUGAACCCGGACACGAGCGUGGAGACGCCAGAGCCGACGACGUCCCAGAUCAUCUUGAAGACGGUCGACAGCAGCCGGCACCUGCCCAAGUACAUGAGCAUACUGAAACGUACGGCGGACGAGGGUGUGGGCAUGGAGGAUCUUGAUACGUUGCAGUUGGAACUGGAGAUGCUCCUGUCGGCGGUGGUCGUGCGACAUCGCGUGCUGCAGGAUGAGGUUGCCAACUUGUCAUCGGUGGAGGAACGCCGGGGAGACAGAAGGUCGAAGAGCGGGAAGAGCGUGUCGUUGGUCGACAAGAAGGUACGCGAGGAGAAAUUCAAGCCGAAGGAGGCCAACACGAAGAGCCAAUCCCCACUGCACACGAAGCUGUUCAAGCAGAAGGCAGUGAGGAGCUCGGCCAGUCAGGUGGCGUUGAACCUGCACGAGGUCGAGGGCUCCAAGUCGGACGCGCCGAAGUUGCUGCUGCCGAAGAACGACACGCCGAACAAGUUCUGGGCGUCCGUGGAUCCCUACUGCACCGACAUCAUGCCUGACGACAUUAAAUUGUUGGAGGAACUGGUCGCCACGCAUGGGGACAUAAGUGAGUACAAGAAGAUCCCGCCUCUGGGUCGUCACUACAGCCUGAUGUGGGCGCACAACGACCUGCUGCAGGAGGAAGACGCCGCCAAUCCGAACCGGGAGAAGAAGAAGAGUCGCACGGACGUGUCGCAUCUGAUAUCGAAGAGCGAUAAGAAGACGAACAGUAUCGCGGGGCCCCUCACGCAAAGGCUGGUCUCUGCCCUCCUGGAGGAGAACGUGUACGUCGCGAACAACAACACGGAGAACAAAUUGUUCCGCGACAGUGACCCACCCGUGCUGAGGGACCUGACCAUCCAGAACUCUAUGAACUUGGAGCUGCGAAUGCACAAGGAGCUGAUGGAGCAGGGACUUCUGGACCCGGAUGCGCAGAAGAAGGGUCAGGAGGACGACGAGAUCCUCGCGGAGAUUAAAAGGUGUCAGCAGGAGCUCUCCGCGUUAUCGAAUCACAACGUUACGCAGUUGAAGAGAUUGUUGGCCCUGGCUCAAGAGGAGAGCAAGAGGCAGGGGUUGAAACGAAAAAUCAGCGUGGCCGAUAACGAAGUGAUAGAACAUUACAAAAAGUUGACCGUGGCAAAACAGAGGAAGAUUCCAUUGACGAAGAAGGAGCAAGAGAAAGCGUGGGCGUGUCUCCGUGAAAGGGAGAAUCUCCUGGAGCAGCUGAACGUUACCAAAUAAUGUAGUAGAAAUGUUUAACAUCUAUUAUUAGUGGGACAUAAUAAUAAUAAUGAUUUUUUAACUUUACUUGUACGAUAUAAUCCAUACACUUGACGCAUAAUUAUCCACGAAGUAUUUAAAAUGAUUAUCUCUUAUCGUUGUAAAUAAUGUUGUUACGUUGUACACGCAAUAUAAUUUAGAUUACUGCAUUUAAGUGAUUUCCGUGUACGCAAUUGUCUCAUCGCAAUCGCAGAUCCUAGUAAAUAAAAAUUUAUUGGAUAUU
Messenger RNA from Ooceraea biroi (clonal raider ant), 1927 nucleotides. RefSeq names its product transcriptional adaptor 3 (gene Ada3). Lineage: Eukaryota; Metazoa; Arthropoda; Insecta; Hymenoptera; Formicidae. Gene Ontology annotation, biological process: regulation of transcription by RNA polymerase II. Gene Ontology annotation, cellular component: SAGA complex. The record is from RefSeq and is a predicted model, not a curated record. Gene Ontology annotation, molecular function: transcription coactivator activity.